CACUCUCUUCCGCCAUUUUGUUCAGUGUUGUUCUUUAGCUUCAAGACGMCGUAAGUAUACUGCAACUUUACGUCGAAUUUUCCCUACUUAAUCUGAAAAGGAAGAAAAAUCAUUACCUUAAUCGAUAAGUUAAAGAACCCGUUUAUCAUUCUACGGUCACCCAAGAACAUAGAAUUAGCAAUCGUAGCAAUCACAUAUGUCAUAGGAAGAAAAAUACAAGGCUCUACAUUAUAGACAAAAAAAGGCUUUGGGAAGGGAAAAUUAUAGCAAGAUGCCAACAACUGUAAACUAUGGAAUACGAGACGUAUGGAAAGACAAUAUGGAAGAAGAGUUUGCAAAGAUUAGAGAGAUUGUACAGGAAUAUCCAUAUGUAGCUAUGGAUACUGAAUUUCCAGGUGUUGUAGCAAGACCRAUUGGUGAAUUCAAAAGUACAUCGGAAUACCAAUUUCAGCUGUUGAGAUGUAAUGUUGACUUACUCAAAAUCAUUCAGUUGGGAAUGUCAUUCUACAAUGAAAAAGGUCUUCAACCCUCUGAUGGCGCGACUUGGCARUUCAACUUUAAAUUCAAUCUAACAGAAGAUAUGUAUGCACAAGAUUCAAUUGAUCUGUUAAAUAGAUCAGGCAUACAGUUUAAAAGACAUGAAGAAGACGGCAUCGAUGUCAAUGAUUUUGCAGAACUUCUUAUCACCUCAGGGCUCGUUCUACAGGAUGAAGUCAAGUGGCUAUCUUUUCAUAGUGCCUAUGACUUUGGCUAUUUAAUCAAGGUACUAACAGCACAGAAUCUUGCACAAGAGGAAGCAGAAUUCUUCGAAUUACUCAAGCUAUAUUUUCCUAAUAUUUAUGAUGUCAAAUACCUUAUGAAAAGCUGUAAAAGUCUCAAGGGUGGACUGCAAGAAGUUUCUGAACUUUUAGAGCUUGAAAGAAUCGGGCCUCAGCAUCAAGCUGGCAGUGAUUGCCUACURACAGGAAAUUCUUUCUUCAAAAUGAGAGAGAUGUUUUUUGAAGAUAAUAUUGACGACAGCAAAUACUGUGGACAUCUCUUUGGAUUGGGUAAUUCAUAUGUUAAUGGUGGACAAGCGUACAGUGGACCAACACUAAAACCAUAGUAUAUUAAUGAUAUACUAAUAUUUAUAAAGAUAUACAUUAUCCAUACCAAUCUAUUUUUACUGAUCUCUUACACCAACUUGUUUUUAUUAGUACUUCAGACACCAAUGUAUAAAAGGCUCGGAUAAUCAUUAUUGAUAGCUUACAAAUAGAUACACUUUGGUAAAUAAUAAGUUGCCUCAGUGCUUCCAUUUGUAUUUCUAUAUUUUUGUGCAGUCGUUUUUGGUUGAUUUUUUUCAUAAGAACUGGAAGCUGAUAGAUCUUAUACAUUGAGUGAGGAAAUCCUAAAUCUAUUUUAGAGAAGCACAUAUGUUUUUAAUUAACUCCUGUCUCCAUUUUUUAAGAACAUCAUCUCUGUGUAACUGAGGAACUCUUGACUUAACAGUUAAGAUAUUUCAUGAGUACUCAUUUUAAUCUUUUCUCCAUUGUAUGACGAAUUCACUUUAAAAAAUCAGGAGAUAUCCUUGUAUGUUCUUUCCAUAGCAGAUAUAGACCCCUUGCAGGGACGACAAAGCAGCUGAUCUAGGGGACAAAACAAUAGAAUUUCAAUCUCCUUAGAAUUGGAACCUAUUGUUUUGUCCCCCAGAUUGAGCUGCAUUCCAAAGUGCUGCAACUGGUCUAUUAGUGCCCUAACUCUUACUAAUGAGAUUCACCUACCUUAUUCAUUCUGAAGUUAUUAUUAUAGCUGAUAUAAAUGUCUGUAAUACUAGAGAAGUAUAUAACUUAUGAUUGAUUAAUUUUAACCAUAGUUUUAUUCAAAGAUUCUGUUACAUUUAUUAUCUGGGCAGGUGUCUGAAAAAUAAAGAGUUUUUAAGCAUUGUUA
Messenger RNA from Actinia tenebrosa (Australian red waratah sea anemone), 1926 nucleotides. Its product is annotated as CCR4-NOT transcription complex subunit 7. The record is from RefSeq and is a predicted model, not a curated record. Gene Ontology annotation, cellular component: CCR4-NOT complex. Gene Ontology annotation, molecular function: poly(A)-specific ribonuclease activity; nucleic acid binding. Lineage: Eukaryota; Metazoa; Cnidaria; Anthozoa; Actiniaria; Actiniidae.